This is a messenger RNA of Benincasa hispida (wax gourd), 2180 nucleotides long. Its product is annotated as putative polyamine transporter At1g31830. The record is from RefSeq and is a predicted model, not a curated record. Gene Ontology annotation, biological process: transmembrane transport. Lineage: Eukaryota; Viridiplantae; Streptophyta; Magnoliopsida; Cucurbitales; Cucurbitaceae. Gene Ontology annotation, cellular component: membrane. Gene Ontology annotation, molecular function: transmembrane transporter activity.
GAUUCCUAUAAACUCAAGCAAACUAAUUGCCAUUACUCCACAAACUUUCAAAAUCCCACUUCCUUCUUCCUUCUUCAUUUCAAAAUUUCUCUCUCCUCUCUAUAUUUAUAUGUUUGAAUUAUUUCUGAUUAAUUCACCAGGCCAAUUUUUCCUAUCCGUCUGUACUUGAAAGUUCAAUCAUCAAUUAAAGCUUCAACAACUUCCUCUCUUAUAUAAUUUCAAUUCUUCAAUCCAAUUUCAUGUACAAAGACGGAGAACAACCGCCGAUUUCGGCGGCUUCUUUGCAGAUCGAUCGGAAAACAGAGCACGCGGCGGAGCUUGGCGACCAGAAGGAAUUUCAACCUCAGUCAACCGCUGCCGCCAAGGAGGAGCUCCACCGCGCAGAGACUGAACCGCCGCCGAUGGUUAGCAAUUCUGACCUCCAGAAAUUGAGGACUUCGCCAGCCAGACAAGCUUCUGUUGCAAUGGGAGAGAUAAAUCGUGCAGAGUAUGUGUCGGUUGGCGAAUCGCCUUCUCCUUCAAUCAGUAAUGCAAAGAAAGUUUCUGUGUUACCACUUGUGUUUCUCAUCUUCUAUGAGGUUUCAGGGGGCCCAUUUGGAGUUGAGGAUAGUGUUGGGGCAGCCGGUCCUCUGUUAGCUCUUCUUGGAUUCUUGGUUUUUCCACUUAUAUGGAGUAUUCCUGAAGCAUUAAUUACUGCUGAGAUGGGGACUAUGUUCCCUGAAAAUGGUGGUUAUGUUGUUUGGGUUUCUUCUGCUUUGGGUCCGUUUUGGGGAUUUCAACAGGGUUGGAUGAAAUGGCUGAGUGGAGUUAUUGAUAAUGCUCUAUAUCCUGUCUUGUUUCUUGAUUACUUGAAGUCGGAGAUUCCAGCUCUUGGUGGAGGUCUUCCAAGAGUUGCUGCAGUCUUGGCUUUGACAGUGAUCCUCACUUACUUGAAUUAUAGAGGAUUAACAAUUGUUGGUUGGGUUGCUGUAAUCCUUGGUGUUUUCUCAAUCCUCCCUUUUGCAGUUAUGGGACUUGUGUCUAUUCCGAAGCUACGGCCAUCUAGAUGGCUUGUGGUGAACCUAAAGGAUGUUGACUGGAAUCUGUAUUUGAACACUCUAUUCUGGAAUUUGAAUUAUUGGGAUUCUAUUAGCACAUUGGCUGGGGAAGUGGAAAACCCAAACAAAACACUCCCUAAAGCACUUUUUUAUGCCUUGAUUUUGGUUGUUCUCAGUUACUUUUUGCCUCUUUUAAGUGGGACAGGAGCCAUUGUGCUUAAUCGCGAACUGUGGACUGAUGGCUACUUCUCUGAUGUUGCUAAAAUUAUUGGAGGGGCUUGGUUGGGUUGGUGGAUCCAAGGGGCUGCUGCCAUGUCAAAUAUGGGAAUGUUUGUGGCUGAGAUGAGCAGUGAUUCUUUCCAACUUCUUGGAAUGGCAGAACGUGGUAUGUUGCCUGAGUUCUUCAGCAAACGGUCUCGUCAUGGGACACCAUUGAUUGGGAUACUAUUCUCAGCCUCAGGUGUUGUUUUGCUUUCUUGGUUGAGCUUUCAAGAAAUUGUAGCGGCAGAGAACUUCUUGUACUGCUUUGGAAUGAUUCUGGAAUUCUUAGCCUUUAUCAAGCUAAGGAUUAAACAUCCAGCUGCAUCUCGGCCUUACAAGAUUCCUGUGGGAACCGCUGGAUCAAUCCUGAUGUGUAUUCCUCCAACAAUAUUAAUAUGCAUAGUGUUGGCCCUUUCAACAGUCAAAGUGAUGAUUGUGAGUCUAGCUGCUGUGGCAAUUGGCUUAUUGUUGCAACCUGGUCUCAAGUAUGUUGAAAAGAAGAGAUGGCUCAAAUUCUCUGUUAGUGCUGACCUCCCUGAUCUCCAUUUUGCUAAUCGAAACCGGUCAGACACCUUGGUAUAUUAAUAGGAAUUCACUGAUCAUUCGGUUUCAAAGAAAGAGGAAGACUCAAUUCUGAGAUGAUAACGAUGCAUUGGAGACCGAUAUCAAUUGAUGCAAUGGCAGACCAAAGAUCUUAUAAGUUCUUUCUGUUUUGAUAUGUGCUUAAGUUGUAGCGUAAUCACAUUUAUCAUCCUAGUUUUAGAAUGAUGAUAAAUAGAAAAACGAAAGAGAAGCAAUCUCAGUUCCUUAAAUUAAAUUAAGCAUCAAUUAGCAACAUUGCCUGUUGAGAUGUCUUUAUGUGUUAAUGUUCUAAUUCCACAA